This is a messenger RNA of Alternaria atra, 336 nucleotides long. RefSeq lists its product as uncharacterized. The record is from RefSeq and is a predicted model, not a curated record. The transcript has a single exon. Lineage: Eukaryota; Fungi; Ascomycota; Dothideomycetes; Pleosporales; Pleosporaceae. The coding region runs from base 1 to 336 and encodes 111 amino acids.
AUGCCGUUCUUCAGGGCAAAUCCUUACAGCGCACUCGUCAAUCCUUUGCUGACACCCCGGAUUGCUCUCCCUGAUGGUACCCCCAUCCUCUCAUCGAACCGCCGUGGCUCAUCUGAAUGGACUGUCACUGCUCGCUUAGAGAUCCUUCUCGCCGAUGGCGUUGUGAAGAAGUUCUUCCUCAAGAUAACCACCGAGGAAUCUGGCCGCAUUAUGAUGGAAGGCGAAUACAACUCCACGAAAUCACUCGAUGAGAUCUCACCAGAUUUCGUCCACAAGCCCCACACUUGGGGCAAGUUCCGGGGACGUACUUCUUUCUAUGCGACUCCAUUGACAUGA